AUGAAGAACUGGGGAAGGCGCGUUCCAACAAACGUGGCACCAAUAGUUUACAAAUUACUCGUAGAUCGUUUCCUAAAAUGUCAAUUUUUGUUUUCGCUUCUCUUACGUCCACUUUUGACAAGUCGUAUUCGGUUCCCGUCAUUUCCUUCCACCUACACAGAAUUGGAUAUUUCAGCUGCAACAAACAGUUUCAACACGUCAUUUGAGGCCGAUUCGAAGUGCGAAGUCGCGUCGUACGACUCAGUAAUGUAA
Messenger RNA from Theileria orientalis strain Shintoku, 252 nucleotides. RefSeq lists its product as hypothetical. Lineage: Eukaryota; Apicomplexa; Aconoidasida; Piroplasmida; Theileriidae. The transcript has a single exon. Bases 1 to 252 code for a protein of 83 amino acids. The record is from RefSeq and is a predicted model, not a curated record.